This is a messenger RNA of Dicentrarchus labrax (European seabass), 2828 nucleotides long. RefSeq names its product steroid-5-alpha-reductase, alpha polypeptide 2a (gene srd5a2a). Gene Ontology annotation, cellular component: membrane. Bases 2062 to 2784 code for a protein of 240 amino acids. Lineage: Eukaryota; Metazoa; Chordata; Actinopteri; Moronidae. Gene Ontology annotation, biological process: steroid biosynthetic process. The transcript has 5 exons. The record is from RefSeq and is a predicted model, not a curated record. Gene Ontology annotation, molecular function: 3-oxo-5-alpha-steroid 4-dehydrogenase activity.
ACAAGAACUCCGGGGAAGAAGUGAAGUUAGUAACAUGCAUUAAUGGGACAUGAAUGAGUGCAGAAAGAGAGAGAGCAUAAAGUCAUAUCAUGUCAGUACCCGCGCUGCAGCGUUCUGAAUUAAUUGGAGCGUUUUAAUGGACUUAUUGGGGCAACCUGAUAAUAAAGAGUUGCAGUAAUCCAGCCUUGAAGUAACAAAUGCAUGGAUUAGUUUUUCUGCAUCUGUCUGUGAUAGUAUGUGUCUAAUUUUUGUAAUAUUACGUAAUCCAUGCAUUUGUUACUUCACUUGUUACUGCAGCACGAGUACUGACAGGAACUAGAAAAAGAGAUCACAUCUCUCCUGUACUAGCUUCUCUGCACUGGCUCCCUGUAAAAUGUAGAAUAGAAUUUAAAAUCCUCCUCCUCACCUAUAAAGCUCUUCAUGGUCAGGCCCCUUCAUAUCUUAAAGAGCUCAUAGUACCCUAUUACCCCACUAGAACACUACGUUCUCUGAAUGCUGGGCUACUUGUGGUUCCUAUAGUCUCUAAAAGUAGAACAGGAGCCAGAGCCUUCAGUUACCAAGCUCCUCUCCUGUGGAACCAGCUUCCAGUUGUGGUUCAGGAGGCAGACACCCUCACCACAUUCAAGAGUAGGCUUAAGACAUUCCUCUUUGAUAAAGCUUAUAGUUAGGGCUGGAUCAGGUGAGUCCUGAACCAUAAAUAUUAUAAUUAGAACAAGAUAUUACAAACAUAAAUGUCAAUUUGCCAAAUCAAUUCCAGUGUUGCAGGCACUUAAAAAAGAGUUCACAAUACUAAAUAAAUAUAUAAAGAAAGUCAAAAUAGUAACCUAUAUAUAUAUAAUAGCUAACCUGAACCUUUCUUGCUAACAUUAUUGUUAACAAAAUACUAUCUGAGUGGAUGUUAGUUGGCUAAUGUUAGCUUCCCCAUCUAACAUGAUCCAUGAUACUAACUUAUAGAUUUUAGCCAACAAUAAUGAUGCUAGCGGUACGGUAACGGUUGCUUUGCGUGGUGUAGUAACAUUACACAUAUAGAGAUGAUGAAUGUAUUUUACAGUUAUGUCACUGCUUUAGCUGAUAUCUCUGAUGGCUCCGCCCACUUCUUCAUACAUUAUGCUGCAGUAAGAAAAAGGUGUGUCCUCUGUGUCUGUACCACAGACGUCCAACCUGGAGUCUCAAGGUAAGUUUGGUUCACAGGACUGCUUCAGUUAUUUGAUAUUGUUGAUUCGAGAUGAACCCACAGAGAGUUCAACACGAGUACAAACCUGCUGCUGUCUGACCUCUCAAGAAUGUCUUCGUUUAUAAACCCUCCUCUGUGUUUACUCCCUCUCUCUCUCUCUCUCUCUCCCUCUCUCUCUCUCUCUCUCUCUCUCUCUCUCUCUCUCUCCCCUCCCCCUCUCUCUCUCCCUCCCCCUCUCCCUCUCUCUCUCCCUCUCUCUCUCUCUCCCUCUGUGUACUGCCGGCUGUCAGACUGAGUGAGUUUGUUCUGUCCAUCAGCAGCUGCAGGUAGAAGCUCCAGUUUGGUGACAUUGUUGGUUGAGAUAAUGUGAAAUCUGCUACAGUGAUCUUUUCAAGUUUUUCAGGACACUUUCUUAAAGAACCGGCACCUAUUUCUGCCCAGUGUGACGGAAAAAAGGAUUCUGUAAGUCAAAAUAAAAUGUAUUUAAUAUAAAACAUUGACUUUGAGGUAAUGAUAUAAUAUUUUGAGGUUUCUGAUUCACUUGCACAACAUGGGCAGAAAUGUUUCCAUAGGAACAAGAACAACAGUGUCACAUUCUUUCUUCAGUUCAGGAAAACAACAGAAUAAUUCCUCGGAAAUAGUUUGGUUGAGUAAUUCUGUCUGGGUGGGUUUCAUAGUUUACUGAUGAUGAUGAUGAUGUUCUUUUAAUGUUAAUACAACCACUCAUUAAAUGGUGGUGGUUCCUCAGAUACAGAUCCAGCUGCUGUAGGGGGACUGACGGUCUCUGUUCUGGGGUCAGUGUUGGGACUUUGGAUGUUUUUGUGGCUAUUUCCCUGUAAAGAACUCAUAGGACCCGGACCCCGACUGGAGCAACACACUGUGGACUGAUGGACUGUCGGGACUCUGUUGUUUCCUGCCUGAGCUGGAUUCUGAUCACUGGGGGCGUGGCCUACCUGCUGCACCAGACUCGAAACCACACUAAGUACGGCCGCUACGUGUCGGCGGAGGGUCGCUGCUGCCCGGCCAAACUGGGCUGGUUCCUGCAGGAGGUCCCGGCCUUUCUGGUGCCGCUGCUGCUGCUGCUCGCCGAGGACCCAGGGACGAACAGAACCGGGACCGGGAGGACACUACUGCUCUGCACCUUUAUGCUGCACUACUUCCACAGGAGUUUUAUCUACGCCUUCCUGACCAGAGGACGACCCGUCCCGCUGCCCAUCGUCCUCUACGCCGCCAUCUUCUGCUCGCUCAACGGCUUCCUGCAGGGACACCACCUGCUGCACUGCGCCCGGUUCCAGCACACCUGGCUCACAGACGCUCGCAUGGCUGCAGGUUUCCUCCUGUUCCUGCUCGGUAUGGCCGUGAACAUCCACAGUGACCACAUCCUGCGCAGCCUGAGGAAACCUGGAGAGACCGUGUACAGGAUCCCCCGUGGGGGGAUGUUUGAGUUUGUGUCUGGAGCCAAUUUCUUCGGGGAGAUGUUGGAGUGGUUCGGUUACGCUGUCGCUGUCUGCUCUCUACCGAGCUUCGCCUUCGCCCUCUUCACCGUCUGCUCCAUCGGACCCAGAGCCUACCAGCACCACAGGAGACUGAACCUGUUCAUUUCCUGUUGAUGGAUCACUCGCCCCCCCCCACCGAUCCUGAACCUGUGUACUUC